ACUUCUAGACUGGGGGCGGGAUUUCCAGUUGGGAUCGUGAGACAGCACAGUUGAGAUGUAGAUCCCUGGCUGUCACUAGAAGUGAGGGACAAUCUAAUGGAGGAGUGCCCAGGACCAGAUCAUAUAAGGCCUAGGAGUUACUGGGAGCCAGGAAUGUAGUGAUUGUGUUCCUUUGCCGCGGGCAACUAGGGGCAGUGGUGAUGUGGGCGUCUAGCUCGUGAUCAAGAGGGGGCUGUAGUUAAUGAGAUGAGUAGUUACAACUACUCGUGACGUGGCGCUACAUGGUCCCGGAGGCUUGAGUCACGGGCGGGAAGUAGGGACCUGGAACAGGGUACCACAUACAGCCCCAAAUGCGGCGCGCUCUCGCUCUGCGCAAGCGCAGCACCCGCGAACCAAGACGCUUCUGUUGGGGGCAGGUCAAGCGGCCCGGGAAGGGCGGGGCUUGAAGGCAUCGUUCUGCGCAUGCGCCUAAGGGGCGUGGCGGUCGCACCUGCGCGAGUUGGGGGAAGGAGGAGGGGCGAGGUGACGCAGGCGUAAUAAUAGAGAAGGUGCCAGAAAGAUCCAAAACAAGUGGCUGCGGCCGUCGCCCAGGAGUCACCGGACGCCAGAAUCUGGCCGGGUUCUGAGCUUGUUCCGCCUCCCUCCCCCGGGAAUGGCGCUAUCCGGGUCGACCCCGGCCCCGUGCUGGGAGGAGGAUGAGUGCCUGGACUACUACGGGAUGCUGUCGCUUCACCGUAUGUUCGAGGUGGUGGGCGGGCAACUGACCGAGUGCGAGCUGGAGCUCCUGGCCUUUCUGCUGGAUGAGGCUCCUGGUGCCGCCGGCGGCUUAGCCCGGGCCCGCAGCGGCCUAGAGCUCCUGCUGGAGCUGGAGCGCCGCGGGCAGUGCGACGAGAGCAACCUGCGGCUGCUGGGGCAACUCCUGCGCGUGCUGGCCCGCCACGACCUGCUGCCGCACCUGGCGCGCAAGCGGCGCCGGCCAGUGUCUCCAGAACGCUAUAGCUAUGGCACCUCCAGCUCUUCAAAGAGGACAGAGGGUAGCUGCCGUCGCCGUCGGCAGUCAAGCAGUUCUGCAAAUUCUCAGCAGGGUCAGUGGGAGACAGGCUCCCCCCCAACUAAGCGGCAGCGGCGGAGUCGAGGCCGGCCUAGUGGUGGUGCCAGACGGCGGCGGAGAGGGGCUCCAGCCGCACCCCAGCAGCAGCCAGAGCCCGCCAGACCUUCCUCCGAAGGCAAAGUGACCUGUGACAUCCGGCUCCGGGUUCGAGCGGAGUACUGCGAGCAUGGGCCAGCCUUGGAGCAGGGCGUGGCAUCCCGGCGGCCCCAGGCGCUGGCUCGGCAGCUGGAUGUGUUUGGUCAGGCCACCGCGGUGCUGCGCUCAAGGGACCUGGGCUCCGUGGUUUGUGACAUCAAGUUCUCAGAGCUCUCUUAUCUGGACGCCUUCUGGGGUGACUACCUGAGUGGCGCCCUGCUGCAGGCCCUGCGGGGCGUGUUCCUGACUGAGGCCCUGCGAGAGGCUGUGGGCCGGGAGGCUGUUCGCCUGCUGGUCAGUGUGGAUGAGGCUGACUAUGAGGCUGGCCGGCGCCGCCUGUUGCUGAUGGAGGAGGAAGGGGGGCGGCGCCCGACAGAGGCCUCCUGAUCCAGGACUGGCAGGACUGAUCCCACCUCUGAGUCUCUGGGCCACCUUCUCCUGGGAAGACGACCAUCUCUACCCCUAGAGGACUGUCACUCCAGCAUCUCUGAGGACUUCAACAGGACCAGGACAGCAGGCCCCUUGACAGCCCCUCCCACAGGAUGUGGGCUCUGAGGCCUAAACCAUUUCCAGCUGAGUUUCCUUCCCAAACUCCUCCUACCCCCAGGUGUGCUCCCUUAGCCUCUGGAGGCAGGGGCUGGGCCUGUAUCUCAGAAGGGAGGGGCACAGCCACACACUCACCUAAAGGCCCCUGCACAUUGUAUCUCUGAUCUUGGGCUGUCUGCACGCUCACAGGUGCACACACUUGCUCAUGCUCACACUGCCCCUGCUGAGAUCUUCCCUGGGCCUCUGCCCUGGCCUGCUUCCCAGCACACACUUUGGCCUAAGGGCUUCUCUCUCAGGACCUCUAAUUUGACCACACCCAACCUGGGCUUCAGCCACACCAGUGGGCACUGGAGCUGGGGUGCACAUGGGGCCUGCUCACCUUGCCCACACAUCUCCAGCCAGCCAGGGCCCUGCCCAGCUUCAAUUUACAGACCUGACUCUCCUCACCUUCCCCCUGCUGCCCAGAGCUGGACAUAGACUUGCACUUGGACUGUCACCUGGAGUGUCACAUGGGAGUGUUGUGGCAGCAUCAGACCAAGGCCUACUGUUGCACAUGGGGCCAAAACCAGUAUACAGCUGCCUUCUUAGAAAGGGAAUGCAAAGGCUUUGGGGGUAAUGGAAAAGACCUUUUACAAAUGAUACCAAUUAAACUGCCCUGGAAAGGGCAUAGGUGGGCA
Messenger RNA from Chlorocebus sabaeus (green monkey), 2469 nucleotides. It is a transcript of the gene DEDD2, whose product is annotated as death effector domain containing 2. The record is from RefSeq and is a predicted model, not a curated record. Gene Ontology annotation, cellular component: nucleolus. Gene Ontology annotation, molecular function: protein binding; DNA binding. Lineage: Eukaryota; Metazoa; Chordata; Mammalia; Primates; Cercopithecidae. Gene Ontology annotation, biological process: regulation of apoptotic process; extrinsic apoptotic signaling pathway via death domain receptors; apoptotic process.